AUGCUGCCGGAGCCCCAAGUCCAAGUCCUCGCGCGGGACCCCGCCCACCGCAAGUUCAACAUCAACUGCUAUGCUUUCCAGCAAGACGCCAUUGUCUCGUUCAAUGGCUGGCAGUAUGCCUGUUUCUACACCUUCUCCCCCUCGGGGUCCUCGAAUCCCCCCUCAGACCCGCUCUAUGUGCACCUCGCGAGAAGACGGCUGCCCCAGGGCGAGUGGGAGGUCAUGGUGCUCGAUGACUAUCCACAGACGACCGACGACGGACACAACACGGUCCAGAUGGGAAUUUGUCCCGGCGACGGCACCAUACAUCUUUCAUACGACCACCAUUGCGACGUCCUGAGGUACCGUUACUCAGUCCGUGGCCUGGCUGCAGACCCGGAGAAGUUCGAGUGGGUACCUUCGCACUUCACACCAACCCUGGAUUACCUGCCCGGCCUGUCGUCCACCCAUCGCCAUUUCAGAUAUGUGACCUACCCUCGGUUUGGGUUCGCCGAUGACGGCGACAUGUUCUGCUCCUUCCGCGACGGCAAGGCCGGCCUCGGCAACGACUACCUGUACCUCUACCGCGGCGGCAGCGGGCGCUUCGAGUUCGUCGGGCCGCACCUGACCGGCAUCCGGAGCAGCCCGUACGUCCACGGCAUGGACUGCCGCAAUGGAAGGCUGCACGUCACCUGGGUGUACCGCGGCUUCGUGCACUACGACGGCUGGGAUGACCCGCUGGACACAAAGCACAAGCAACAGGCCGGACCGAACGGCGCCGAGAACAACCACAACAUCUGCUAUGCGUGCAGCGACGAUAAGGGGUACACGUGGAAGAACGGCGCCGGAAAUGUCAUCGCCGACUUGAGGAAGGGCGAAAGCAUUACCAACGAGUCCGAGGGCAUCGUAGCGUUUGACAUCCCCAAGCACUCCGGCCUCACCAACCAGGAGGCGCAGGCAGUCGACCAGGAGGGCGGUGUCCAUGUAUUGAAUAGGGACACCACGGAUGGGGAUGGCGACGGUCCGGUGUGGAAGCACUAUCACAAGUCCCCAGACGGGACAUGGUCUCGGCGAGCACUCCGGCCCGUCAGCGGCAGUGCGCGCGGCCGAUUGGCCAUAAGCAAGGCGGGCGAUCUGUACAUUGUGCUCCCGGAUUUCGAGGCGACGAAGAUCCAGAUCCUAAAGUCGUCCAAGGCGGGUGGGUACUCGACCUACGAGGAGGUCUGGACCGGACAUGGUUUCUCGGGCGAACCACUGGUGGACUCGGCCAGACUCGACCAAGACGACGUCUUGUCGGUGCUGGUCCUUACCAAGGAGAAGGCCAAUGCGGGUGAGAGAAAACUUGCUGUCCUGGAUUUCCAGCUCUGA
Molecule: messenger RNA, 1347 nt
Organism: Chaetomium strumarium
Lineage: Eukaryota; Fungi; Ascomycota; Sordariomycetes; Sordariales; Chaetomiaceae
Exons: 3
Coding region: 1-1347 (448 amino acids)
Source: RefSeq, a predicted model, not a curated record